UCCCUGAGGAGGGCAAUGACCGAGUACAAGCUGGUGGUGGUGGGAGCUGGUGGCGUUGGAAAAAGUGCCCUGACCAUCCAGCUUAUCCAAAAUCACUUUGUGGAUGAAUAUGAUCCAACCAUUGAGGACUCCUAUCGGAAGCAGGUAGUUAUCGAUGGGGAGACCUUUUUGCUGGACAUCCUGGACACAGCUGGGCAGGAAGAAUAUAGUGCCAUGAGGGACCAGUAUAUGAGAACUGGUGAAGGCUUUCUUUGUGUUUUUGCAAUUAACAACAGCAAAUCAUUUGCAGACAUCAAUCUUUACAGAGAGCAGAUUAAGAGAGUGAAAGAUUCAGAAGAUGUACCAAUGGUAUUAGUGGGAAACAAAUGCGACUUACCAACACGGACGGUAGAUACCAAACAAGCUCAAGAAAUAGCCAAGAGCUACGGAAUUCCCUUCAUUGAGACAUCUGCCAAAACAAGACAGGGUGUAGAAGAUGCCUUUUACACGCUGGUUAGGGAAAUUCGCCAGUAUCGGAUGAAAAGGUUGAGCAGCAGCGAAGAUGGGAGUCAAGGCUGCAUGGGGCUAUCGUGCCUUGUGAUGUGAUCAGGUG
Euleptes europaea (tarantolino) is the source of this 592-nucleotide messenger RNA. RefSeq names its product NRAS proto-oncogene, GTPase (gene NRAS). Gene Ontology annotation, biological process: Ras protein signal transduction. Bases 16 to 585 code for a protein of 189 amino acids. NCBI's taxonomy places the organism in Eukaryota, Metazoa, Chordata, Lepidosauria, Squamata, Sphaerodactylidae. Gene Ontology annotation, molecular function: GTPase activity; GTP binding; GDP binding. The record is from RefSeq and is a predicted model, not a curated record. The transcript is spliced from 4 exons. Gene Ontology annotation, cellular component: plasma membrane.